Molecule: messenger RNA, 1598 nt
Organism: Bombus pyrosoma
Lineage: Eukaryota; Metazoa; Arthropoda; Insecta; Hymenoptera; Apidae
Exons: 4
Coding region: 1-687 (228 amino acids)
Source: RefSeq, a predicted model, not a curated record
AUGCAUUUUUCAAAUAGAGCAAACACUCUUGGAACAUGGUCGUAUAAUAAUAGAAUUACUCUCAAAAGUAUUAACAUUUUUAUUUAUAAAAAAGAUUCUGUAACUUACAUCAAAAGUGUUCAUGACAAUGCUAAAGAUUCUCAUAAUGUAUCUGGAUAUCGCAAUGACCUAUUCGAUGACUUGGGUUAUAUAUCUGAGCGAGGAAUCGAAGAUGAUUUUGAAGGUAGUUUUGUCGUCAGCCAACGGCGUUACAAGGAGCGUGCGGCUGCUGCGUUUACUGAAGAUCUGGCUGAAUUGAGGCGUAAACGAAGGGAUAUGCAGGACCGUAUCUUCGACGUUAUCGACUUGAAUGCAGAAAUCGAGAAAGCUAGAAAUACUCUCGAACAAGCGGAUAUUGCUUUUCAACAGCAUGCAACAAAAUUCGAUAAUACAGAUACCUGCGAUGGCACCAGAUUAAAAAAAUUCCCUAAUGUGGAAAUUUUGUCAGAAAAACCACAGCCGAAAACCAUAAAAUUUAUAAAAGUCCCCAAUAUUGAUAUAGAAUCGUGUAUGCCACAACCUAUAAAAUCAAGAAGAGACAAAAUCAACUCAAUGGAACCAAACGAAAUUGCAAAUCCAUUAAAUACCAUUGCAUUGCUACCGUUAAAGAGGAAAUUCUCAAAUAAAAAGAAAAGUGUUUCGUUUUAAAAAAUUCAGUGAAUAUUUUAAAUUAUUGGAUGCUAUAUAAAAUGUACCCAUAUUAUUUAAUAUUAAUAUUUCAAUAAAACAUAUAUAAUAACCACAAGAAAAUGUUGUUUUCACAAACAUUUGUAGUUUUAAUACACAUCAUGAAGUAUACCAUAUGUAACCGAGAAGACAAUGGUUGAAAAACAUAACUAUGAAAUAACAUUUUUUCACUAAGAGAUCAUAAUGAAUGAGAAUGCGAAAGUCCUUUGACAAACCACUGAAUAUGAUAAAUUUUCGAGAAAUUUUUAAAAACGAAUUUCUUGGGAAACAGCAGGAAUUUUUGGUCGAAAUUUGGCAUUAUUCUGAAAUUUAUCUAUAUAAUGAAAAGUUCCUACAAUAUCAAAAUUCAUUUGCAAAGAUUUGAAUCUAUAUUAGACAUAUCUCAUUGAUUCAAAAUAUGUAUAUGUAGUUAAAUUUACUUUAUAACGAUAUUGCGAUGACAUACAUACAUUGCAAUAGGUGUAUGCAGAAUUUGAUGUUGGAUAUAAUAUAUAGCUUAUACAUAUGUGUAUGUUAUACGUAAAUACGUAUAUGCAUAUGAUGUAAGUAGGUAUAUAAUAUGUAUACAUAUAAGUAUGAGUUACUAAAAAAAAUUAAGUGAUCAUAUAACAGAAUAAUGAAGGAGAUUAUACAUUUUAAAUAGGAUAAAAUGUACCUUUUUUACAGUGUUUCUUAAUGACACAGUCUGCGUACUUAGCACAAUACAAUCUUUAUACAAAAUUAAGAGGUAGAGAUUUGAAUUUUCUGUGGAAUUAAAUAUAGAUAAUGACUUCUAAUUUAUUAUGGUUUAUUUAUUAGUUGAAGAAAUAAGAAAUAUUCCUCUAGUUUAUUUUUGUAAUAAGAAAAUCCAUUUAGAAAAUAUUCAAUGCAUA